AAGCCGGGUGAGAGUAGGCUGGCAGUGUGUGUGUGUGUGUGUGUGUGAGGAGCAAGGCAAUCACAGCAGCCCCCUGCCAUUGUCUUUCGCUCUUGGAUCUUCGCCGUAAUUUGAAAGAAAAACGAAAUUGAGCCAUUUCCCAGCUUGAUAUUGUUAGGAAGGAGAGGACUUUUGUUUGGGGGGGAGUGGGUGGUGGGAGUGUGGAUGAGGUGGAAACACAAACAGCAGCUGAACUCCUCGUUUGCCCGCGAUGUACCAGUGCCGGUGGUGUGGGAAUAAGCUAGCGGGCUGCUUCGAAAGCCACCAUCCGUGUGCCCUGUUCUCCAGCUAGUAGUGUUCCACUCAGCGACCACCCCCCCCCCCUCUCCCAACACCAACCCCCUUCCCAACACCUUUCAGAGACUCCUCAACCUUUACACAGGCUGCAGACUGGGAAGCCGCACGUUAUGGCCGUGAGAUUGAAGUGACAGCAGGGAGAUGCUCGCGUCCACAGCCCUCCUCGUGUCGAACCAACUAAGGAAUGCCAGCGGCUCGCCUCCUUAAAGGUCUCAGAGGUGAGGGAGGAUGGGAGCGAACAGUUCUUCAAAGCGGCCGGUUUUUGAUGAGAAGGAGGGCGUGACUUUUGACCAUUUUCAAAUACUACGUGCAAUUGGAAAAGGGAGCUUUGGCAAGGUGUGCAUCGUGCAAAAGAGAGACACAGAGAAAAUGUAUGCUAUGAAGUACAUGAAUAAGCAACAGUGCAUCGAGAGAGAUGAGGUUCGAAAUGUAUUCAGGGAACUGGAGAUCCUGCAGGAAAUUGAACAUGUUUUCUUAGUAAACCUCUGGUACUCCUUCCAGGAUGAAGAAGAUAUGUUCAUGGUGGUUGACCUACUCUUAGGUGGAGAUCUUCGCUAUCACCUUCAGCAAAAUGUCCAGUUUACGGAGGAUGCAAUGAAACUUUAUAUCUGUGAAAUGGCCUUGGCCUUAGACUAUUUACAGAGUCAACAUAUUAUUCACAGGGACGUCAAGCCUGACAACAUUCUUCUUGAUGAGCAAGGACAUGCACACCUGACAGACUUCAACAUAGCAACGAUUAUUAAAGAUGGAGAAAGAGCAACCGCUCUCGCUGGAACAAAGCCGUACAUGGCUCCUGAGAUUUUUCAUUCCUUUGUCAAUGGUGGCACUGGAUACUCGUUUGAAGUAGAUUGGUGGUCACUAGGAGUCACUGCGUAUGAACUUCUUCGAGGAUGGAGGCCAUAUGACAUCCAUUCUAGUGUCACAGUUGAAUCCCUGAUUCAGCUAUUCAGUACAGUGAGUGUACAAUACUCCUCUACUUGGACAAAAGAAGUUGUUACAUUGCUAAGAAAGUUACUUACCGUCAAACCUGAACACCGGCUGUCCAGACUUUCAGAUAUUCAAAGCUGCUCUUACUUAUCUGACAUCAGUUGGGAUGCUGUCUAUGAGAAGAAGAUGGAACCUGGUUUUGUUCCAAAUAAAGGUCGGCUGCACUGUGACCCCACAUUUGAACUAGAAGAAAUGAUUCUAGAGUCAAGGCCACUGCACAAAAAGAAGAAAAGGCUGGCAAAGAACAAAUCCAGGGACAACAGCAAGGAUAGCUCCCAGUCAGAUAAUGAGUAUCUCCAGGAGUGUUUAGAAGUAGUGAGACAAGAGUUUAUGGUCUUCAACAGAGAAAAGGAGAAAAAUCAGUGCAAAGUUUUACCAAGAUCAAAACCAACAGUUUGGACUGGCACCUGUCUUCCUUUUAGAAAAUGGUUAAAAAAGAGGCCAGAGGAACCAACGGCAUCUGCAUCAAUAGUUGAAGCAGAAGCAAAACCAGAAGCAGUUGCUGAAGAUGAGGGUGAAAGUGGAAAUCUGCACAUGUGUAGUUCAGUGUGUUCUUCAACAAGUAGCAGCUAGGACUAAAAGGUCAGGCUGCUCUUUCCAUCUGUCUUAAUGUUUCUCAGGCUGCUUCACUGGGCUAACAAGCUUUAUUAAAGCUUUCAAUGCCGUUUGGAAAAGGAAAUCAUCCAUUGAAUAAUCUCUGGAUAUCCAGUGAACUACAACAGAAUAACAUUGCUCAGUGAAUUUAUUUCGUAUAUUUUUAAAAAAAAAACACUGGAAAAUAGGCAGGUUGAUGCUCUUAUGAACUGAAAGGUAGAUAUUCUCUAUGCAACCAUAUAAUGGCACAUUAUGUCAUCAGUUUAAUAGGAUGUUGAAUGUUCAAAACAAGUUGGAUCUGUAUUUCUCAUUCAGUUGUUUUUGCGCUUUGUUCAUGUCUUGCUAAUAGUAUGUCAAAAUCUUUCCAUGCAAUGGUCCUGACUAAUAAGAGUCAUAAUAUUCAUACAAAUUUGACAUAAAGGCUGAUUAAUAAUGUACAAUAAUUUUACUAGAAGAGAAUACAUUUACAGAGUACUGUUGGACUACAUUAUCGUACAAUACAUAUAAUUAACAAAGAUUUCUAUCACUUCAUAAUCUUUCAUAUGGGUGGGAGGGGAAAUAGAGAACUGGAAGAUUUUAUGUGUAAAUAGUGACAGCAUUGUUGUGUAUCCACAGUUUUAUGUGGUGGGCUUUGAUAGGAAAAUGUAUUAUUGAACCAAAUUUUCAUACAGAAGCUUACACUAUUUCCAAAAAUGUUUCAAAUGUGCAGGCACAACUUAUGGGCAAGGAUGCCAAAGCUUUUAUAGCACUGACAUUUUCAUUCAUAACAUGCAAUUAGAUAUAUCUAAUUAGCAUAUAACUAAAUGGCUUGAAAUUGUAUUAAUAUUCGAUUUGUCACAUCCCGUGUAUACUAUUGCUUUGAAUGACCAUAUAGUGUGAUCAACUGCAAAAUAUGUUAGCAAAAUAGCAGUUAAUACAAUACGCAUUACAGAUGUUUGGUAUCAGCUGCUUUUACAAUAGGCUAUUAUAAUUGAUAGAAUCUUAGGGAGACAUGAUGAAACAGGUAGAAAUUUCAAUCAGUGAUGUUCAUGAAGUACUUUUAUUACACUGCAUUUUUGUGUGCGCUGGUUUUAUGUUAACUAAUUUAAGAUACGCAGCUCAGCACGUGGUGUUAAAAAAAACAAAGCACACACAGGAAUGUAGCACAAGAUUGCUGCACACUUUGCUGAUGGGAAUUUCAACCUUUGAAUGUUAGCAGUUACGUAGCUCAAUUUACUUAAGAUACCUGUCAGUAAAAAUGACAAAUGGUAAAUUAUAUUUUAAAAACUUAUUGUAUGUAUUCAAAUGUUAUUUAUGUAUUUUUUUUGUUGCAUGAUUAAUACAUUGGUUUUGGACUGAACCCUGGUCCUUGAAAAUGUGCAAUGAUGAGCAAACUUUUCAAGAAGAGGUUGUAUCUCUGUAGUACUGAGAUGUUGAAUUUUUAAUAUUUAAAGAAAUGGAGCAUGAUCCAGUUUCUUGCUGUAUUGGGAAAAACAAGUUGGAAAUAAAUUUGUUCUU
This is a messenger RNA of Chiloscyllium plagiosum (whitespotted bambooshark), 3414 nucleotides long. It is a transcript of the gene stk32c, whose product is annotated as serine/threonine kinase 32C. The record is from RefSeq and is a predicted model, not a curated record. Gene Ontology annotation, biological process: protein phosphorylation; G protein-coupled receptor signaling pathway; regulation of signal transduction. Gene Ontology annotation, molecular function: G protein-coupled receptor kinase activity; ATP binding; G protein-coupled receptor binding. Lineage: Eukaryota; Metazoa; Chordata; Chondrichthyes; Orectolobiformes; Hemiscylliidae.